Molecule: messenger RNA, 516 nt
Organism: Symbiodinium sp. CCMP2592
Lineage: Eukaryota; Dinophyceae; Suessiales; Symbiodiniaceae
Source: the annotation of a GenBank genome assembly
AUGGUCGGAGAAUAUCUCUCUCUCGUUCUUCGGCAAGGCCUCCAGCUUCCAUUGGAGGUGAAGUAUUGGACUCGCCAGCAGCUGGAAGUGUUCGUCAUGAGCGGCGGCGUUCUGCGGCCCAAGAACUGCUCCAUACCCGAUGAGCGUCUUCUGGCAAACGCAUCCAUGAGCAAGGAUGAGAUUGUUCACUCCUUGGCCCAGGCGGCGGAGUGGAUCGCCAAUGCAGAUGCGCUGCUAAUUGGCAGCGGCGCUGGGAUGGGCGUGGACUCCGGACUAGGUACUUUCCGUGGCGGAAAGAAAGGUGUCUGGGAUGGCCUGGAGGCAGUUGGUUUGGCAUACGAGGACUGCGACACAGACAUGAGUGGCCAUACAGUGCACAGCGAAGUCCCAGCAGCCGCCAGGAGAUCUGCGAGCCUCGAUGGUUCGACGAGGUCACAGCUUCGAGACACUUGCAGUCCGGCAGUAUCCUGCACUGCCUCACAUGCUACAAGCGUCUCGCAGGCACCAACGUAUUGA